GAAAGGCAAUUUGCUUUGCAAAAAUAAUGACAAAGCUGUUUCACUUUUGCAGCAGUCAGUUCUAGCAGGUUGUACUGCAUUCUGCCUCUUAAGUUAUAAGCAUGGCAGAUAAGUCUUUGUUCAUUAUUGCCAUUGACUUUGGUACAUCUUACAGUGGGUACUGCUUUGCCCUUGAGUCAUGUGUAGACCAAAUCCGUCAGGUGUUUUGGGGCAUGGAGCAUGGGUUCAAGACUGUGAAGACCCCCACAUGCAUUCUCUUUAAUGAGAAGAAGGAAUUUAAGAAGUUUGGUUAUGAUGCUGUCAUGAAGUACAACACAUUGCCCUCCAGCGAAGCUCCCAAGUGGUACUUCUUCCAGAACUUCAAGAUGAAGCUGUACAACCAGAAAAUCACCUCCAACAUGGAGCUGGAAGCAGAUAAUGGAAGGACGCUCCCUGCCCUGACUGUCUUCUCAAAGAGUCUGUGUUACAUGAAGGACCAUGCCCUAAAAACCAUUGGGGAGGCCACAUUCCAAACUGCCUGUGAGCCGGAGGAUGUCACUUGGGUUGUUACUGUUCCAGCCAUAUGGGAUGCCUCUGCCAGACAGUUCAUGAGAUUGGCAUCAAAAGAGGCGGGGCUUAUCACUGACAUGUUUUCAGAGAAGCUCAUCAUUGGCUUGGAACCAGAGGCUGCAUUUGUCUGGUGCAAGCAGCUCCCUCAGUAUGGGUUUGUGGCAGAAGGUAGCCACAGAGAGAAGUUUGAAGAGUCACCUGGGACUCGGUACAUUGUCGUUGAUUGUGGAGGGGGUACAAUAGACAUCACAGUGCAUGAAAUCCAACAGAGUAAAACCCUAAAGGAGUUGCAUAAGGCAUCUGGAGGUGGAUGGGGAGGGAACACAGUGGAUGAAAACUUCAAAGACUUCCUGAGGGGAAUAUUCUACGGAGGAAUAUGGGAUGAAUACAUAAAAAAAUAUCCAACAGAAUUCCAUCAAAUGAUGUACAACUUUGGCCUCCAAAAAUGUUCUUCUAGUAGAGAUGAUGUCUACCUCCAUUGCUACUCCAACCUAAUAAGAGUGGCUGAACAGAAGCAAGACAUCUCUCUCUUCUUCAGUGGUAUGGAAGGAACUCACUGGCAUGAUGGGAUCAUCAUGAUUACGUAUGAGAAAAUGAAGAGCUUUUUUGCGUACGGCACUGGGAAAAUCAUUGGUGCUUUGAAGGAAAUCCUCAGGAAACCCGAGAUGGCUACAAUCCAGUAUAUUUUGCUUGUUGGGGGAUUUGCCUCCAGCAUUAUUCUGAGAGAUGAGAUCUACCACACAUUCAGUGAGCGCUACUCUAUCCUGUGUCCCAUGGAAGCCCAGGCAGCCAUUGUUAAGGGGGCUGUUUUGUUUGGGCACAAUUCACAAAUUGUUGCCUCAAGAAUCAGUGCACGGACAUAUGGAGUAGCGGUAUCCCGUGCAUUUGAUGCAGCUGUCCACGAUGAAAGAAAAAGAGUCUCACAAAUCAAUAAUUAUGUGUACUGCACAGACCUCUUUAUGGAAUUGGUAGGAAUUGGGGAUUUGGUAAAGAUAGAUGAAGCUGCCCAUUACACUUUCACUCCUGUGGAACCAGAUCAGACAAGAACGUGUAUUCAGUUCUACUGUACAGAAAAGGAGGAUGCAAAGUACAUAGAUGAGGAAGGGAUGAAAAUGCUUGGCUCCUGUACUGUACCAAUGCCAAACCCAGAGCUGGGGAGAAAGCGCCGGGUGAGACUGGAUGUUAAAUUUGGGCUGACAGAGUUUAAGGCCACAGUUACCAAUCUGACUUCCAAUCAAAGUUGGACAGUUAUGAUAGAUUUUUUAACAAUGUAAAGAAUCCACAGUUCACAAAGUAGUAGGGAUGAUGACUAAGGGACUCCUUAAUUAGAAUAUUCAGGCUACUAUGGUUGAUGUAGUCAAGUAAAAUUACUUAUCUCAGUUGUUCUCAAACUUUUGGCCCUGCGGGCUGGAUCAGACUAUCUGUGGGCCAGACCAGGGCCUGGGCCCAACACCGCACUCUCCCUGCCCCACAUGCCAGGAUUGGGUUUUAGGGAUCAGACAUCAUUCCCUCCCACCCCUGGCUUGGACACCAGGGAGUUGGUACCACCCCCUUCCAGCCCCACCAAUUGGGAUUGGGUGCUCCCCAUGGGUCCUGCUACCUGGUGUGCCAUACUAAACCAUACCUGUUCUCCUUCACCCUAUGUACUUCUUGCAGUUGUAUCUUCUAAUACUGUGAUUUUGCAGUAUCAUAUUUCCUAACAUUUAAGCUUCUCUACCAGUUGCAAUAUUCGCUGUAUUCCCCAUAAUGCAUCCCUGUUAGAAAAGCAAGAGUAAUAGAUUGGAAUGACUCACUGUGCUGCCUGUAGCACUAGGUCCAGCCUACGAACCUCAGGCAGUGCACAACCCACACCAGUCCCAUGUGCUACAUGCAGAGCAGGGCCAAAUAAGUUUGACAACCCUGUGUUAGAAUUAUAUCUUGGGAUAUUUUUCACUAGAGUGAUAUGCUGUGUACUGAAGUGCUUUGCUAAAUGCUGCUAAACCUUGGAUUUAAAGAUAUUUGGUUGAUUUACUAUAAAUAAAAGUUUGAAAGCUUAUCUUAAACAGUACCUCCCUUUGUUUUUGCAUGUAGACUAUGGUUUAUUGCAGAUGUGGGCAAAAUAUGGCCAGUGAGGGACACAGAAACAGCAUAUAAGCCACUGUCUGCAGCCUUUCUGUCCCUUUUGUGAGCUGUUUCUGCCUGAGCAACAGCGUCUGAAAGGUACUGGACU
Alligator sinensis (Chinese alligator) is the source of this 2758-nucleotide messenger RNA. RefSeq names its product heat shock 70 kDa protein 12A-like. NCBI's taxonomy places the organism in Eukaryota, Metazoa, Chordata, Crocodylia, Alligatoridae. The record is from RefSeq and is a predicted model, not a curated record.